UGGUCAUUUCAGUUGUAUCAGCUCAGUCGAACCAAGCGGAUCGGCACAGAAUUCACACGCUGCGAGAAUUUGGUGCGCUUUGCGGUCCACCACGGAGAAGUCUUCGAAGGUCAAAAGGGAAACCGAGUGCGAGAGAAUAUUGUUUCAAAAUUUGCUGCUUUCUCAUGCAAGUUCGCAUGUGCGUGCGCAUAAAAUUCUGCUAAAAUAUAGCUAUUUUUGCAAAGUGUCAUGAAAUUUUCGAACAUAACACACUGCCUACUGUGUCUAGAACUGUAGUGAUUCGUAACAAAGUACCUCCAGAGAGCCUUUGAAAAGUGUUUAUUUUACUGUUAAAACAUUGCAUUUGUUAACCAUGGAUAGAUCAAUAUUGCAAAAUCAGCAAAAUUCAAGCGCCGAAACAACUUCAUCGAACGGCGAAGACAACGUUGACUACGCCAUAUCGAACCUGAAACUCGAAUCCAAGUUGGCUGUGCCAACCAACGGUAACGGUAACGCUAACAACUGCGAUUUCAUCCCAAUAUUUGUCUCAUCAAGACAACGGAAACAGCUGAAAGAUAUUGAUCCGGAUGGGAGUGUAGAUAUAAGGAAAUUGAAUAUGCGACGCAACACCAGUUACGGGAAGAUGUCCACGGAUACUCCCGAAGCGAAAGUUUUGGUGAUUUACACGGGAGGAACGAUCGGCAUGAUGCGGAACGAGAACAACGUACUGGAGCCACGCCCGAAUGAGCUUAUCCGGAAGAUUCGCAAGUAUCCGAACAUGCAUGACGACGCAUACGCGAGUAAGCGGUUCGGUCCGACCAAAAAUAUGGCACCACUGGUACUACCGUACGUCGAAGGUCAGCAUCGCCGAAUUCUGUAUCAAAUAUGCGAGUACGAGAAUCUGUUGGACUCGUCCAAUAUGGGCACUACGGAUUGGGUUCAUAUCGCCACCGAUAUUCAACAGUCGUACGAGUUCUUCGAUGGCUUUGUGAUAUUGCACGGUACGGAUACGUUGGCCUACACCGCAUCGGCUCUGUCGUUUAUGUUUGAAAACUUGGGCAAAACGGUGAUAAUUACCGGUUCUCAGAUUCCAAUUUUCGAAACUCGAACCGAUGGAAACGACAAUUUUACUUCGGCACUGAUCCUAGCAGGAAAUUACAUAAUACCGGAAGUUUGCGUAUUCUUCAAUGACAAACUUUUCCGCGGCAACCGAACGAUCAAGGUAAGCAGCGAGUCCCUGGACGCCUUCAACACACCGAACACCGCUCCAUUGGCAAAGAUGGGAAUUAACGUGGAAGUUGACUAUCGGUUGAUCUUUCGACCAUGUACGAUCGAAAAAUUCUCUGUCCAUACGCGGCUAGCGGAAAACGUUGGUUUGCUACGGCUGUUUCCGAGCAUUUCAACAGCUGCCGUCAAAGCGUUUCUCAAUCCUCCGAUGGACGGAGUAGUUCUGCAGACCUAUGGUAGUGGGAAUAUUCCGAUCAACCGCUCGGAACUGGUCGAUGCGCUCCGGGAAGCUACCGCCCGGGGAGUGCUGAUUGUUAACUGCACUCAGUGCAGUGAGGGAUCAGUUUGCGAAUUGUACGAAACCGGAAGACUAUUGCAGGAGAUUGGCAUAAUUCCGGGAUACGAUAUGACACCGGAAGCGGCACUAGCCAAGCUUUCCUACGUGCUAAGUAAGGAUGAUUGUAGCUUGGAUAUAAAGAAAAUGAUGAUGAAAAACAAUCUGCGAGGUGAGUUGACAUGUGAGAAGACUCCGGAAAUGCAAGAAUACGACCUAAUCGAAGCUGUUGCCAGAACACUUCAGCUUAAUUCAACCAAAGAACUAAAUCAAUUGAAGUCGUCCCUUUUCCCAGCAAUGGUGAAUACGGCCGUUGUCUCGCGUGACGUUGGUAAGCUCAACACUUUGAAAGGUUAUGGUGCCGAUCUAUCGGCGGAGAACUACGAUCGCCGGGCGGCACUUCACGUUGCGUGUUGCGAAGGUAAUUUCGAAGUAGUCCAAUUUCUACUGCAGAACGGUGCUGCCAUCCAUAUUCGAGAUCGGUACGACCGAACGCCUCUAAUGGAUGCUAUUCUGAACGAUCACCAUCAGAUCAUUCGCCUCCUGAUCAAAUGUGGAGCCCACCUGACCGGAUCGAUACGUGCUAUCGGAGACAGUUUAUGCAACGCUGCUGCGAGAAACCUAAUGACACGACUGGAAUCGUACCGAAUUGCCGGAGCCGAUAUGUCCCAGGAAGAUUCCAGUGGUCGAACGGCACUUCACGUUGCGGCCAUGUAUGGGAACAUGGAAAUUGUUAAAUAUUUGAUUCAGAACUACGCAGAAAUCGAUGUUGUAGAUUAUCUUGGAUUGACUCCGUUGGAUUACGCAAUAAAAUUGAAGAAUCAAAAGGUGAUCGAUUUUCUGCUCAGCAAAAGCGCAAGGCGGGGUGAAGAGCUAGACGAAGAUGACGUCAAAAGACCAGAGCUUCUUGAUUCGUUCGAAAUGUAGUUCAAGUCGACGAAAAAUUAUAUUAAAUCGAUUCUAUCUCUACAA
Molecule: messenger RNA, 2512 nt
Organism: Malaya genurostris
Lineage: Eukaryota; Metazoa; Arthropoda; Insecta; Diptera; Culicidae
Product: L-asparaginase-like
Exons: 5
Coding region: 353-2467 (704 amino acids)
Biological process (GO): amino acid metabolic process
Molecular function (GO): asparaginase activity; protein binding
Source: RefSeq, a predicted model, not a curated record